Messenger RNA from Vespula vulgaris, 791 nucleotides. RefSeq names its product bis(5'-nucleosyl)-tetraphosphatase [asymmetrical] (gene Apf). Gene Ontology annotation, molecular function: bis(5'-nucleosyl)-tetraphosphatase (asymmetrical) activity. Gene Ontology annotation, biological process: AMP biosynthetic process; ATP biosynthetic process. The transcript has 2 exons. The record is from RefSeq and is a predicted model, not a curated record. The coding region runs from base 203 to 640 and encodes 145 amino acids. Lineage: Eukaryota; Metazoa; Arthropoda; Insecta; Hymenoptera; Vespidae.
GAAAAAAUGAUGUUUAAAUCGCUUCUAUAAAUUUGUAGUAAAUGAUACGUAAACAGCUGAUCGGAUUUCUUAUACAAGAUCAGAGAUGCGCAGAAUUUCAUGCGCGUAAGACCAUUAUUAGUGCGAGCAUAAUUGUAAGUCUUCUAACGUUAAAAACAGUGAUGUUUUACCUGUGAUAGUUGUCAUUCAUAAUAAUAUCAAUAUGUCUGUGCAAAAACGUGCCUGUGGGUUUAUCAUAUUUCGUCAAAUUCAAGAUGCAAUAGAAUAUCUUCUUAUGCAGGCGUCAUAUGGAGAACACCAUUGGUCACCUCCUAAAGGUCACGUUGAUGAUGGAGAAACCGAUUUUGAAACUGCAUUACGUGAAACGGAAGAAGAAGCUGGAUUUGUAAAAAAUGAUUUAAAAAUUUUUCAAGAUGCCAAAGUAGAAUUAAAAUAUAACGUUAAUGGCACUCCUAAAACUGUCAUAUAUUGGUUGGCAGAACUUAUAAAUCCUAAUCAGUCUAUCAGAAUGUCAAGUGAACAUCAAGCAUAUAAAUGGUUAGGUUAUCAGGAAGCUUGUAAUCUUGCAAAGUAUGCGGAUAUGCAAAAUGCUUUAACACAGGUUAACGAAUAUAUAAAUAAAAAUGUAAAAAAGAAGUAAUGCAAAAUAUAAUUAACUUAUAUAAAAUAAAAUAUUUCUGAGUACAGCAUAAAAGUAAAAUAUAAAUACUAUGAAAUUAGAUUAUUUUAUAUGAGCAAUAUAAACUGCAGAUCUCUUUUGGGAUAUAUAAACAAGUUUUUAUUAUAUUAAC